Messenger RNA from Scleropages formosus (Asian bonytongue), 1282 nucleotides. RefSeq names its product SRSF protein kinase 3. The transcript is spliced from 12 exons. Gene Ontology annotation, cellular component: nucleus; cytoplasm. Lineage: Eukaryota; Metazoa; Chordata; Actinopteri; Osteoglossiformes; Osteoglossidae. Gene Ontology annotation, biological process: spliceosomal complex assembly; intracellular signal transduction; regulation of mRNA processing. The coding region runs from base 8 to 1264 and encodes 418 amino acids. The record is from RefSeq and is a predicted model, not a curated record. Gene Ontology annotation, molecular function: protein serine/threonine kinase activity; ATP binding.
GUUAGUCAUGCAGAAGGACCUGUGUGCAGGACAGGGUCAAGACCAAGGGACCCCUGACCCCAAGGGAGCCCAAGAGGGACAGUCUGUCGAUCAGUGUAAAAUCAGCCAGUUUCUGAAGCUGCACCCAGAGGCGGUUUGGGAGCAGGAGAAUCCCAGCGAGUACUGCUAUGGGGGUUACCACCCGGUAAAGAUAGGGGACACGCUCAACAGACGGUACCAGGUGGUGUCAAAGCUGGGCUGGGGCUACUUCUCCACAGUGUGGCGCUGUGUGGACCUUAGCCUGGGCCGACAGGUGGCAGUCAAGGUGCUGAAGAGCGGACCGUGCUUCACGCAGGCAGCGCUGGAUGAGCUAGCAAUACUGCGCUGUAUCUGUGGACCCAAUAGGAAGCAUAUCUACAGCCAGCAAGUUGUCCAGCUGCUGGACGAGUUCAGAGUGGUGGGAGAGAACGGUAUCCAUGUUUGUCUCGUUCUGGAGCUGCUGGGCCCAGAUCUCCACAGUUGGCAGGAGUGCUUUGGCAACCCUGGGCUCUCGUUGCCCUGUGUUAAACAUGUCAUUAAACAGGUUCUGCAGGGUUUAGACUACCUGCACACCAAGUGUAAAAUCAUACACACAGACAUCAAACCUGAGAACAUAUUGUUGUGUUUCGAGAAGCAACCCCAUGGGAAGACUGCAGAGGGCACAGUGUCAAAGGAGCCCUCAUUCAUGGAAGCACAGCUACAGAACAGUGAAGGGAGGAUCCCUUGGACUUCAAGCCAGCUGGAAAAGAUCACUGUGAAGAUUGCUGACCUGGGCAGUUCUUGCUGGGUGUACAAGCAUUUCUGUGAUGAAAUCCAGACCCGUCAGUACCGCUCACUUGAAGUCCUACUGGGAGCAGAGUACGGCCCCCCAGCAGACAUAUGGAGUGUAGCUUGCAUGGCGUUUGAGCUGGUUACUGGAGAGGCCUUGUUUGAGCCCAAAGCAGGGAAGACAUUCUCUCUAGAGGAAGACCACCUUGCUCAUAUUAUUGAGCUUUUGGGAAAAAUCCCUGUUGCAGUGAUUCUCUCUGGAAAAUAUUCUACAAAUUACUUUAACCACCGAGGAGAUCUCCGUAGAAUUAAAGUGCUGCGACCAUGGGGUCUGUAUGAAGUUUUAGUGGAAAAGUACCAUUUGGGGCUGAGCGAAGCCUCGCUCUUCUCCGACCUCCUGUUGAACAUGCUGCGCUUUCUGCCGGAGCGAAGGGCGACUGCAGCCCAGUGUCUCUCUCACCCCUGGUUCAACUCCUGAUCUCUGAAAUGCCUUUCU